GUAGUUUAGUCUGUGUAAAAAUGAUAUCUAUUUCUCUGAAAAAUCUCUGGGGUAAUUUGUCUCUCUGCCCAUAUUUUCCCUUUUUGGUUGAUUUUGCAGUCUCACAGAGUAAUUGUUAUUAGUAGUAAUAAGUUUCACUAAAAGACCUUGUUUUCAGCCAUUACAGGACAACUAAACCCCCACCCCCAAACCCCACAAAAUGUUCUGUUCUUGGUUCUCUGCUAUUCCCAUCUCCCUUUCUUUCUCUUGAGAUUCAACUCUUUGCAAAUUUUUUUCAUGUUUUUCUUUAAGUUUCCAUGACCCGUUUCACUAAAUCUAUCAAAGAUUCAAUCUUUAAUACAAUGGAUCAUAUACAAUCAACAUUUCUUGCAAUAAUUUGUCUGUCAGCAAUUUUCAAGAUUAUCCCUCUUUGUUCAUCAUACUCUACUCCAUCAAACUGUACGGACACUGGUCGCUUGUGCACUUCCUUCUUGGCUUUUAAACCCAGCUCAGAACAGACCCUCCCAGUGAUUCAAAGCAUGUUUGAUGUGUUACCUAAUGACAUAACUGUUGAAGGAAAUGGUAAAGGUUAUGUCUUUAUCAGAAAGAACUGUUCUUGUGCUUAUGGAAUGAGAAAGUACUUGACAAACACUACAUAUACUGUCAGAAAGAACAAUGGAUCUGUGUAUAAUAUGGUUGUUGAUGCCUAUGAUGGGUUGGCUUAUUUUCCAACUAAUUUUACAAGGGAGGGGAAGAAAGGGGCAGUGGUUUCACUGAAGCUCAUAUGUGGAUGCUCAAGUGGGCUGUGGAAUUACCUCAUGAGUUAUGUGAUGACAGAUGAUGAUACUGUUGGGUCUUUGUCCAGUAGGUUUGGGGUUAGUAUGGAUAAUAUUGAGAAUGUUAAUGGAAUUGCCAAUCCUGAUAAUUUCACAGCAGGAUCUUUAUACUAUGUGCCAUUAAAUUCAGCUCCUGGCGAGCCUUAUCCUGUAGAAAAUCACACUGUUCCUGCUGCUGCUCCAUCACCUUCUGUUGCUGAUAUUUCAGGAGUUGAGGAGAAUCAUAAGAGUCAUGCUAUUUACUGGUGGAUAAUUGGGGGUUUGGGUGCUGGUCUUCUCCUGAUUGUCGUCAUUCUUGCUUUUGUUACCUGGAGGUCGUCAAGUUGUUUUUCCAGAACUGAGAGAAGUCACACAGCAGGUUCAAAUGAAAAGAUUUCUCAUAAGUUCCAGAUACUUCGAAAUACAAGUUUCUGUUGUGCAUCAGGAAGGUACAUUUGCGGUAGCUCAGGGGACCAGCAAGAACCGAAAGGAGAAUCUACUGACCAACAGAUUAAUAUUCCAAAAGUUAUAGGUACUGAUGUCUUUGACAUGGAAAAACCUCUUGUUUUCGCCUAUGAAGACAUUCUAUCUUCUACCGAUGGAUUUUCUGACUCCAAUCUUCUUGGUCAUGGAACCUAUGGUUCUGUCUAUUACGCCAUCCUCCGCAACCAGGAAGUUGCAAUCAAAAGAAUGACUGCUACUAAAACAAAAGAAUUUACUGCUGAGAUGAAAGUUCUAUGUAAAGUUCAUCAUUUGAAUUUGGUAGAAUUGAUCGGCUAUGCAGUCAGUAAUGAUGAAUUAUUCCUCGUUUAUGAAUAUGCCCAGAAGGGUUCUCUUAAGAGCCACUUGAAUGAUCCUCAGAACAAAGGCCACACACCACUCUCUUGGAUCAUGAGGGUCCAAAUUGCACUUGAUGCUGCUAGAGGCUUGGAAUACAUUCACGAGCACACCAAGCCGCAUUAUGUGCAUCGAGAUAUAAAGACAAGUAACAUCCUGCUUGAUGAUUCUUUUAGAGCAAAGAUUUCAGAUUUUGGUUUGUCAAAACUUAUGGGGAUAACUAAUGAUGCAGAAGCCUCUGCAACACGAGUUGUUGGAACCUAUGGCUAUGUAGCUCCAGAGUACUUGAGGGAUGGCCUGGCAACUAAAAAGACUGAUGUGUAUGCAUUUGGUGUUGUUCUAUUUGAGAUGCUGACAGGGAAAGAGGCCGUCACCCGGACUGAAGGCAAUGUGAUGAAAACUGCAGAAAGACGCUCCUUAGUGUCCAUUAUGCUGGCAGCUCUGAGGAACUCACCAGACUCCACUAGUAUGACAAGCUUGAAGGACCAGCUGGAUCCCAGUUUGAUGGAUUUGUACCCUUCUGACUGCGUUUUCAAGGUGGCUAUGCUGGCUAAGCAAUGUGCAGAUGAUGAUCCAAUAUUGAGACCGGACAUGAAGCAUGUGGUGAUCACACUUUCACAGAUAAUGUUAUCCUCUGUGGAGUGGGAAGCAACUCUUGCUGGGAACAGUCAAGUGUUCAGUGGCAUUGUGCAGGGAAGAUAGGUCCAUAUGCUAGGUGUUGCCUUGCAUCCUCAUAUAUAAUGUACAUAGUACUCUUGUAUUUUUGAAGCCAAUCUUCUCCAUUUUACCAGUCCAGUCACUUUUUUCCUACAUUCUUUAUAAUGUUAUCUUUUUUAUGCACCGAGUAAUCUCCAUAUAGCGAAUUUUUUCCUCUUUUUUUCUUUUUUCUUUUUUGGGAUACUGAGAGUUCAAGCUGCAGUUUUGCAUUUAAUAUAUUGUAAUAGUUUUCAAUUAUUACCCAAAAUGUUUAAGUUCCUUCCAUUAUAUUGUCUGCAGAUUGUAUAUUUAACAA
Molecule: messenger RNA, 2643 nt
Organism: Solanum tuberosum (potato)
Lineage: Eukaryota; Viridiplantae; Streptophyta; Magnoliopsida; Solanales; Solanaceae
Product: lysM domain receptor-like kinase 3
Exons: 11
Coding region: 297-2333 (678 amino acids)
Biological process (GO): innate immune response; protein phosphorylation
Molecular function (GO): transmembrane receptor protein kinase activity; ATP binding
Source: RefSeq, a predicted model, not a curated record